Messenger RNA from Drosophila serrata, 1360 nucleotides. RefSeq names its product Tubulin-binding cofactor C (gene TBCC). Gene Ontology annotation, cellular component: cytoplasm. Gene Ontology annotation, biological process: tubulin complex assembly; post-chaperonin tubulin folding pathway. The record is from RefSeq and is a predicted model, not a curated record. Gene Ontology annotation, molecular function: tubulin binding. Lineage: Eukaryota; Metazoa; Arthropoda; Insecta; Diptera; Drosophilidae.
ACUCUACUCUCUACUCUCAGCUGUUACCAACAAUUGUUUUCUUAUUUGGAGUAAAUAAAUUAAAAACUACACAAAGAGAUAUUUUAACGCAUUAAAAAAUGGAGGAGGACGGAGAAAAUCGCAAGGAUCAUGUACUGGAGCGACUGAACAAGCGCAACAAGGACAGGCAGAACUAUUUGGAUGUGAAGCUGGAGCAGCGCUCCAAGGAAACGGUGCAGAACGAGGGCGUGGACUACUUUGCUCAGAGUUUCACCCAGCAGGCCUACGACAUUGAGCAGAGACUAAACGAAUUGAGCAGCGGCGAUGCACCGCCCGCCACGUCGGACUUGACCCAGAGAUUUGCUGCGAUAACCAUGCAGAUCCAGGAGCUGCAGCGCUACCUCACCGCCUCCACCAUGUUCCUCUCGGACUUCAAGAUCAAGUCUUGCCAGAACAUUCUGAACACGCUGACCGCCAGCAACGACGAGGCUCGUCAGCGUCUGAUGCCCAAGAAGAAGUUCGGUUUUAGUGGCAAAAAGACAGCGACUGCCAUCAAGCAGAAGCCGCCAGUAAUGAAGGAUAAAGUGGACUCAAGCACAACCAAAACCCCGGAGAAAUCGGGUUCCAACUUUAGCUGGACUCUGGAAAACAGGAAGAACGAGCAUAUAGUCCUCAACUCCACACAAGUCAAUGGACAGGACAUAACCAUAUCGAAUGUAAAUCACUGUUUGGUGGAACUGCAGGGACAUCCGGGAUCCGUUCAGGUUUCCCACGCCUCCCACUGCACCCUGCUGUGCGGUCCCAUUUCGCGUUCCUUCUUCGCCGAGAAUGUAGACCAGUGUACCCUCUCUAUUGCCUGUCAGCAGUUGAGAUUGCACUCCUCACAGUCCACUCGAAUUUACCUGCAUGUCACCUGUCGCGCCAUCAUUGAGGAUUGCAAGGCCAUCGAGAUCGGAGAGUAUAACUACGAUUAUCCCGAGCUGGAGGCGGACUAUUUGCAGUCGGGUCUGAACAAAUCCCAGAAUAACUACACAGAUGUGGCCGAUUUUAAUUGGCUUUCGCCGGAUGUCCCCUCGCCCAACUGGAGUCUGCUCAAGGAUCAUCCUGAUCCCAAUUGGAAUGCCCUGCGAAGGGAUUUCGUCAGCAAUAACCAUAAUAAUGAGCACAAGCAACAGCAGGGCGUAAUCAAUACGGUCAAGGAUCCUGCCUCCAUCAUCUAGUGGCGGCAUCAGCGGCGACUGCUUCUCGGUUGGCUGGCCUACGGACUAAUCCUCGGCUGGCUAAUCUGGCAGGUGCUGCUGGAGCCCUCAAUUCCCGAGAGAUCUGUGUAAAUAGAAUGUAAGAAUGUUGAAUAAAAGUGAACCUUGUAUUUGAAUAACUA